GAUUACGUGCAUAUCUAAGGGCUGGAGGUGUGAUGGAGAGAAAGACUGUCCCGACGGAUCUGAUGAAUCUCCUGAUAUAUGUCCGCAGAGCAAGGUGUCGCGGUGCCAACCCAAUGAACAUAACUGCCUGGGCACGGAGCUGUGCAUACCCAUGAGCAAGUUGUGCAACGGCCUGCAGGACUGCUUUGACGGCUCGGACGAGGGGUCGCACUGCCGGGAGUUUCUGGCCAACUGCUCGGCCCUGGGGUGCCAGCACCACUGCGUCCCGACGCUCGUCGGACCCACCUGCUACUGCAACAGCUCCUUCCAGCUGGCCGAGGACAGGAAGAGCUGCAAAGACUUCGAUGAGUGCACCAUCUACGGGACCUGCAGUCAGACGUGCACGAACACGGAGGGCUCCUACACGUGCAGCUGCGUUGAGGGCUAUCUCCUGCAGCCCGAUAACCGAUCCUGCAAAGCGAAGAAUGAGCCUGUGGACCGGCCCCCGGUGCUGCUCAUCGCCAACUCCCAGAACAUCCUGGCCACCUACCUGAGCGGCGGCCCCGUGCCCAACAUCACCCCCACCAGCACCAAGCAGACCACCGCCAUGGACUUCAACUACAUCGAGGACACGGUGUGCUGGGUCCACGUGGGCGACAGCGCGUCCCAGACCAUCCUCAAGUGCGCCAAGAUCCCCAACCUGAAGGGCUUUGUGGAGGAGCGCUCCAUCAACAUCUCCCUCAGCCUGCACCACGUAGAGCAGAUGGCCAUCGACUGGCUCACUGGCAACUUCUACUUUGUGGACGACAUCGACGACCGGAUCUUCGUCUGCAACAGGAACGGGGACACCUGCGUCACACUGCUCGACCUGGAGCUGUACAACCCCAAGGGCAUCGCGCUGGACCCGGCCAUGGGAAAAGUCUUCUUCACCGACUACGGGCAGAUCCCCAAGGUGGAGCGCUGCGACAUGGAUGGGCAGAACCGCACCAAGCUGGUGGAUAGCAAGAUCGUCUUCCCCCAUGGCAUCACCCUGGACCUGGUCAGCCGGCUGGUGUACUGGGCCGACGCCUACCUGGACUACAUCGAGGUGGUGGACUACGAGGGGAAGAACCGGCACACCAUCAUCCAGGGCAUCUUGAUCGAGCAUCUCUACGGCCUGACCGUCUUCGAGAACUACCUCUACGCCACCAACUCGGACAACGCCAACGCCCAGCAGAAAACCAGCGUCAUCCGGGUCAACCGCUUCAACAGCACCGAGUACCAGGUGGUCACCAGGGUGGACAAAGGGGGAGCCCUGCAUAUCUACCACCAGCGACGGCAGCCCACAGUGCGGAGCCACGCCUGUGAACCGGAUCAGUUCGGCAAACCUGGAGGCUGCUCCGACAUCUGCCUCCUCGGGAACAGCCACAAGACCCGGACCUGCCGGUGCCGAUCUGGAUUCAGUUUGGGCAGCGACGGGAAGUCUUGCAAAAAGCCGGAGCACGAGCUGUUCCUGGUGUACGGGAAGGGUCGCCCCGGCAUCAUCCGGGGCAUGGACACGGGGGCCAAGGUGCCAGACGAGCACAUGAUCCCCAUCGAGAACCUGAUGAAUCCCCGGGCCCUUGACUUCCACGCCGAGACGGGCUUCGUCUACUUCGCCGACACCACCAGCUACCUGAUCGGGCGCCAGAAGAUCGACGGGACGGAGCGCGAGACCAUCCUGAAAGAUGGCAUCCACAACGUGGAAGGGAUCGCCGUGGACUGGAUGGGGAACAACCUGUACUGGACGGACGACGGCCCCAAGAAGACCAUCAGCGUGGCGCGGCUGGAGAAGGCCGCCCAGACCAGGAAGACGUUGAUCGAAGGGAAGAUGACUCACCCUAGGGCCAUCGUGGUGGAUCCCUUGAAUGGCUGGAUGUACUGGACCGACUGGGAGGAGGACCCGAAGGACAGUAAGAGGGGCAAGAUCGAACGGGCCUGGAUGGACGGCUCCAACCGCAACGUCUUCAUCACCUCCAAGACGGUGCUGUGGCCCAACGGGCUGAGCCUGGACAUCCCGGCCAAGGUCCUCUACUGGGUGGACGCCUUCUACGACCGCAUCGAGAUGAUCUUUCUGAACGGCACCGAGCGCAAGAUUGUCUACGAGGGCCCGGAGCUGAACCACGCCUUUGGGCUCUGCCACUACAGCAGUUUCCUCUUCUGGACGGAGUACCGGAGCGGCAGCAUCUACCGGCUGGACCAGGCGUCCAAGGCCGUCACCCUGCUGCGCAACGAGCGCCCGCCCAUCUUCGAGAUCCGCAUGUACGACGCCCAGCAGCAGCAAGUGGGCACCAACGACUGCCGUGUCAACAACGGGGGCUGCAGCAGCCUGUGUCUGGCCAUCCCCCGGGGCCGGCAGUGCGCCUGCGCCGAGGACCAGAUCCUGGGCCCCGACUCCGUCACCUGCCAAGCCAACCCGUCCUACGUGCCCCCUCCGCAGUGCCAGCCCGGGGAGUUCGCCUGCAAGAACAACCGCUGCAUCCAGGAGCGCUGGAAAUGCGACGGCGACAACGACUGCCUGGACAACAGCGAUGAAGCGCCGGAGCUCUGCCACGAGCACACCUGCCCCUCGGACCGUUUCAAGUGCGAGAACAACCGCUGCAUCCCCAACCGCUGGCUCUGCGACGGCGACAACGACUGCGGCAACAACGAGGACGAAUCCAACUCCACCUGCUCUGCCCGGACCUGCCCCCCCAACCAGUUCUCCUGCGCCAGCGGCCGCUGCAUCCCCAUCUCCUGGACCUGCGACCUGGACGACGACUGCGGGGACCGCUCGGAUGAGUCCUCCUCCUGCGCUUACCCCACCUGCUUCCCCUUGACCCAGUUCACCUGCAACAACGGGCGCUGCAUAAACAUCAACUGGCGAUGUGACAAUGAGAAGGAUUGUGGGGAUGGCUCUGACGAAAAGAACUGUCCAAAACCUACCGACAACGACUGUGGGGACAACAGCGACGAGGCCGGCUGCAGCCACUCCUGCUCCAGCAACCAGUUCAAGUGCAACAGCGGGCGCUGCAUCCCCGUGCACUGGACCUGCGACGGUGACAACGACUGCGGGGACUACAGCGACGAGACCCACGCCAACUGCACCAACCAGGCCACCCGCCCGCCCGGGGGCUGCCACACAGACGAAUUCCAGUGCCGGCUGGACGGGCUGUGCAUCCCCAUGCGCUGGCGCUGCGACGGCGACACGGACUGCAUGGACUCCAGUGACGAGAAGAGCUGCGAGGGCGUCACCCACGUCUGCGACCCCAACGUCAAGUUCGGCUGCAAGGACUCGGCCCGCUGCAUCAGCAAGGCCUGGGUGUGCGACGGAGACAGCGACUGCGAGGACAACUCGGACGAGGAGAACUGCGAGUCGCCGGUGUGCAAGCCGCCCUCCCACACCUGCGCCAACACCACCUCCGUCUGCCUGCCGCCCGACAAGUUGUGCGACGGCACCGACGACUGCGGCGACGGCUCCGACGAGGGCGAGCUGUGUGACCAAUGCUCUCUGAACAACGGCGGCUGCAGCCACAACUGCACGGUGGCCCCGGGCGAGGGCAUCGUCUGCUCCUGCCCGCUGGGCAUGGAGCUGGGCACCGACAACCGGACCUGCCAGAUCCAGAGCUACUGCGCCAAGCACCUCAAGUGCAGCCAGAAGUGCGAGCAGGACAAGUACAACGUCAAGUGCUCGUGCUACGAGGGCUGGAUGCUGGAGCCCGACGGCGAGAGCUGCCGAAGCCUGGACCCCUUCAAGCCCUUCAUCAUCUUCUCCAACCGCCACGAGAUCCGGCGCAUCGACCUGCAGAAGGGCGACUACAGCGUCCUGGUGCCCGGCCUGCGCAACACCAUUGCCCUCGACUUCCACCUCAACCAGAGCUCCCUCUACUGGACAGACGUGGUGGAGGACAAGAUCUACCGGGGGAAGCUGCUGGAGAAUGGGGCUCUCACCAGCUUCGAGGUGGUGAUCCAGUACGGGCUGGCCACGCCCGAGGGCCUGGCCGUGGACUGGAUCGCCGGCAAUAUCUACUGGGUGGAGAGCAACCUGGACCAGAUCGAGGUGGCCAAGCUGGACGGCACCAUGCGCACCACGCUGCUGGCCGGGGACAUCGAGCACCCGCGCGCCAUCGCCCUCGACCCCCGAUACGGCAUCUUGUUCUGGACGGACUGGGACGCCAGCCUGCCCCGCAUCGAGGCAGCUUCCAUGAGUGGCCAGGGCCGGCGCACGAUCCACAAGGAGACGGGCUCGGGGGGGUGGCCCAACGGCCUGACCGUCGACUAUCUGGAGAAACGCAUCCUCUGGAUCGACGCCAGGUCGGACGCCAUCUACUCGGCGCUGUACGACGGCUCGGGGCACAUGGAGGUGCUGCGGGGCCACGAAUACCUGUCCCACCCCUUCGCCGUCACCCUGUACGGCGGCGAGGUCUACUGGACCGACUGGCGCACCAACACCCUGGCCAAGGCCAACAAGUGGACAGGCCACAAUGUCACCGUGGUGCAGAGAACCAACACGCAGCCCUUCGACCUGCAGGUCUAUCACCCGUCCCGCCAGCCACUGGCUCCCAACCCCUGCGAGGCCAACGGGGGCAAAGGGCCCUGCUCCCACCUCUGCUUGAUCAACUACAACCAGUCCUCCUCCUGCGCCUGCCCCCACCUCAUGAAGCUGGACAAGGAUAACACCACGUGCUACGAGCUGAAGAAGUUCCUGCUGUACGCGCGGCAGAUGGAGAUCCGGGGCGUGGACAUCGACAACCCCUACUACAACUACAUCAUCUCCUUCACCGUGCCCGACAUAGACAACGUCACGGCCGUGGACUACGACGCCCCGGAGCAGCGCAUCUACUGGUCCGACGUCCGCACCCAGACUAUCAAGCGGGCCUUCAUCAACGGCACCGGCGUGGAGACUGUCGUCUCGGCAGACCUGCCCAACGCUCAUGGCCUCUCUGUGGACUGGGUUUCCAGAAACCUCUUCUGGACCAGCUACGACGCCAACCGGAAGCAGAUCAACGUGGCCCGGCUGGACGGCUCCUUCAAGAACGCCGUGAUCCAGGGACUGGAAAAGCCCCACUGCCUGGUGGUUCACCCGCUCCAAGGGAAGCUCUACUGGACGGACGGGGACAACAUCAGCAUCGCCAACAUGGACGGCAGCAACCGCAGCUUCCUCUUUACGAACCAGAGAGGGCCUGUCGGCCUGGCCAUCGACUACCCGGAGAACAAGCUCUACUGGAUCAGUUCCGGCGCCGGCACCAUCAACAGGUGCAACCUGGACGGCAGCGGCCUGGAGGUCCUGGAGACCAUGAAGAGCCAGCUGAGCAAGGCGACCGCGCUGGCCAUCAUGGGCGACAAGCUGUGGUGGGCAGACCAGGCCUCGGAGAAGAUGGGCACCUGCAACAAGAAGGACGGGACGGGGGCCGUCGUCCUGCGCAACAGCACCACGCUGGUCAUGCACAUGAAGGUCUAUGACGAGAGCGUCCAGCACGGCACCAACCCCUGCAGCGUGAACAACGGCGACUGCUCGCAGCUCUGCCUGCCCACCUCGCCCACCACCCGCUCCUGCAUGUGCACCGCCGGCUACAGCCUCAAGAGCGGGCAGCAGUCCUGCGAAGGCGUGGGCUCCUUUCUGCUGUACUCGGUGCACGAGGGGAUCCGCGGCAUCCCCCUGGAUCCCAACGACAAGUCCGACGCCCUGGUGCCCGUGUCUGGGACCUCGCUGGCCGUGGGGAUCGAUUUCCACGCGGAGAACGACACCAUCUACUGGGUGGACAUGGGCCUCAGCACCAUCAGCCGGGCCAAGCGCGACCAGACGUGGCGGGAGGACGUGGUCACCAAUGGGAUCGGGCGCGUGGAAGGCAUCGCGGUCGACUGGAUAGCAGGAAACAUCUACUGGACGGACCAAGGCUUCGACGUCAUCGAGGUGGCCAGGCUGAACGGGUCAUUCCGCUACGUCGUCAUCUCGCAGGGGCUGGAUAAACCUCGGGCCAUCACGGUGCACCCGGAGAAAGGGUACCUGUUCUGGACAGAGUGGGGCCAGUACCCCCGCAUCGAACGCUCUCGCCUGGAUGGGACAGAACGGAUGGUCCUGGUCAACGUGAGCAUCAGCUGGCCCAACGGGAUAUCGGUCGACUACCAGGACGGGAAGCUGUACUGGUGCGACGCUCGGACGGACAAGAUCGAACGCAUCGACCUGGAGACGGGAGAGAACAGGGAGGUCGUCCUGUCCAGCAACAACAUGGACAUGUUCUCGGUGUCGGUCUUCGAGGAUUACAUCUACUGGAGUGACCGGCGUUUCCCAGGAGAUGAGGCCCCACAGCACAACUUGGCAGCUCUCUCCCCCAAGCAGCAGAGCCCGCGCAUCGCUCCAGAACUGCCUGGACAUGAAGAUGUAGACGGCCGGUUUGGCCACCUACCAGGAACCAGCACAGAACUGGGAGAGCGCCGUGGGAGCCGGCCAGCCCCUGGAGCAACAGAGUGUAGGAUGGGAGCCAGCAGACCACGAAGGUCCAGGAGCAGCACCCUUCCCAAGCGAGCGUUGGUUUGUGCAGGCAGUGGGCGGGCUUCGCCCUUCCCGGAGCACAGGUGCCCCCGAAUCUUGGCCUGCGUGGUGGAGAUGACGGCCAGCGGGAUGGCAAAGGUACAGAGGAAGAGGGCCACGGCAUACACUCGUUGGCUGGCCCCGGGGAGCACCACGAAGCAGAAGGAUUGGCGAGCGGAGCAGCGGCCAGUGCGGCAGGCACCCAGAUGGCAGCGGGUACCAUGCCAGCUGGCAGCGAUAGAGAUGCGCCACGGCCAGGUCGCGGUGCACGGCCAGGGUGAAGGCGGUGGCGAAGGAGUUGGCCACGCCCACGAAACGCAGGAGCGUGUGGAGGCCGGCCCUGAAGAGCCGCACGUGUGUGGUGGCUGCCGCGGCGGCAAAGGGCCUGCGGGCCACCUGCGGUACGUCCGCCAGGCUGAGGUUGAGCAGCACCAUGUGGGCUCAGUGGAGGGGCUGGCGUACCACCGGGGCUGGGACACGCUGUACUGGACCAGCUACACCACGUCCACCAUCACCCGGCACACGGUGGAUCAGAGCCGCUUGGGGGCCUUCGAGCGGGAGACGGUCAUCACCAUGUCGGGAGACGAUCACCCUCGAGCCUUCGUGCUGGACGAGUGCCAGAACCUGAUGUUCUGGACCAACUGGAACGAGCUGCACCCCAGCAUCAUGCGGGCCACCCUGGGCGGGGCCAACGUCCUCAUCAUCAUCGACCAGGACAUCCGGACGCCCAACGGGCUGGCCAUCGACCACAAGGCCGAGAAGAUCUACUUCUCUGACGCCACGCUGGACAAGAUCGAGCGCUGCGAGUACGACGGGUCCCACCGCUACGUGAUCCUGAAAUCGGAGCCGGUGCACCCCUUCGGCCUGGCCGUCUACGGCGACUACAUCUUCUGGACGGACUGGGUGCGCCGGGCCGUGCAGCGGGCCAACAAGUACGUGGGCACGGACAUGAAGCUGCUGCGCGUGGACAUCCCCCAGCAGCCCAUGGGCAUCAUCGCCGUGGCCAACGACACCAACAGCUGCGAGCUGUCCCCCUGCAGGGUGAACAACGGGGGCUGCCAGGACCUGUGCCUGCUCACCCCCAAGGGGCAUGUCAACUGCUCCUGCCGGGGCGAGCGGGUCCUGCAGGAGGAUUUCACCUGCAAAGCCCUGAACUCCACCUGCAACGUUUACGAGUUCGAGUGUGGGAACGGCGAGUGCAUCGACUACAGCCGCACCUGCGACGGCUCCGCGCACUGCAAGGACAAGUCCGACGAGAAGCAGUCCUACUGCAGCAGCCGCAAGUGUAAGAAGGGCUUUCUGCACUGCAUGAACGGGCGCUGCCUGGCCAACGCCUUCUGGUGCAACGGCAUGGACGACUGCGGGGACAACUCGGACGAAGUGCCCUGCAACAAGACCAGGUGCGCGACGACGGAGUUCCGGUGCCGGGACGGGAGCUGCAUCGGGAACUCGAGCCGCUGUAACCAGUUCAUCGACUGCGAGGACGCGUCGGAUGAGAUGAACUGCAGCGCCACCGACUGCAGCAGCUACUUCAAGCUGGGGGUGAAAGGCUUGACGUUCCAGAAGUGCGAGCACACGUCGCUGUGCUACGCCCCGUCCUGGGUGUGCGACGGAGCCAACGACUGCGGGGACUACUCGGACGAGCAGAACUGCCCGGGAGUGAGGAAACCCAAGUGCCCGGCCAAUUACUUCGCCUGCCCGAGCGGGAGGUGCAUCCCCAUGACCUGGACGUGCGAUAAGGAGGACGACUGUGAGAACGGCGAAGACGAGACGCACUGCAAUAAAUUCUGCUACCCCGUGCAGUUCGAAUGCAACAACCACCGCUGCAUCUCCAAGCUGUGGGUGUGCGACGGGGCGGACGACUGCGGGGAUGGCUCCGACGAAGACAGCCGCUGCCGGCUGACCACCUGCAGCUCGGGGUCCUUCCAGUGCCCGGGCACGUACAUGUGCGUGCCAGAGCGCUGGCUCUGCGACGGAGACAAGGACUGCGCCGACGGCUCUGACGAGUCCUUAGCCGCUGGCUGCUUGUACAACAGCACGUGUGACGAGCGGGAGUUCAUGUGCGCCAACCACCAGUGCAUCCCCAAGCACUUCGUCUGCGACCACGACGACGACUGCGGCGACGGCUCCGACGAGUCCCCGGAGUGCGAGUACCCGACCUGCAGCCCCCACGAGUUCCGGUGUGCCAACGGCCGCUGUCUCAGCAACAGCCAGUGGCAGUGCGACGGGGAAUUCGACUGCCACGACCACUCGGACGAGGCGCCCAAGAACCCGCGCUGCACCAGCUCCGAGAGCAGGUGCAACGACUCGUUCUUCCUGUGCAAGAACGGCCGGUGCGUGCCCGAGGCCCUGCUCUGCGACAACAACGACGACUGCGCCGACGGCUCCGACGAGCUGAACUGCUUCCUCAACGAGUGUCUCAACAAGAAACUGAGCGGCUGCUCCCAGGAGUGCGAGGACCUCAAGAUCGGCUAUAAGUGUAGAUGCCGGCCCGGGUACAGGCUGAAAGACGACGGGAAAACCUGCAUCGACAUUGACGAGUGCACCACCACCUACCCCUGCAGCCAGAAAUGCAUCAACACGCUGGGCAGCUUCAAGUGCCUGUGCACAGAGGGCUACAAACUCAGGCCCGACCACCCGACCAGCUGCAAAGCCGUCUCAGACGAAGAGCCCUUCCUCAUCUUCGCCAACCGCUACUACCUGAGGAAACUCAACCUGGACGGCUCCAACUACACGCUGCUCAAACAGGGGCUGAACAACGCCGUGGCUCUGGACUUCGACUACAGGGAGCAGAUGAUCUACUGGACGGAUGUCACCACGCAGGGCAGCAUGAUCCGCCGCAUGCACAUUAACGGGAGCAACGUCCAGGUCCUUCACCGCACCGGUCUCAGCAACCCCGACGGGCUGGCCGUGGACUGGGUGGGCGGGAACCUGUACUGGUGCGACAAGGGCAGGGACACCAUCGAGGUGUCGAAGCUGAACGGGGCCUAUCGCACGGUGCUGGUGAACUCGGGGCUGCGGGAGCCGCGGGCGCUGGUGGUGGACGUGCAGAACGGUUACCUGUACUGGACGGACUGGGGUGACCACUCCCUGAUUGGCAAGAUCGGCAUGGACGGCACCAACCGGAGCGUCAUCGUAGACACCAAGAUCACCUGGCCCAACGGCCUCACCCUGGACUACAUCAAUGGCCGGAUUUACUGGGCAGAUGCCCGGGAGGACUACAUUGAGUUUGCCAGUCUGGAUGGCUCCAACCGGCACAUCGUGCUGAGCCAGGACAUCCCGCACAUCUUUGCGCUCACCCUCUUUGAGGACUACAUCUACUGGACCGACUGGGAGACCAAGUCCAUCAACCGAGCCCACAAGACCACCGGGGCCAACAAGUCCAUGCUGAUCAGCACGCUGCACCGGCCCAUGGACAUCCACAUCUACCAUGCCUACCGCCAGCCGGACGUCCCCAGUCACCCCUGCAAAACCAACAACGGCGGCUGUAGCAACCUGUGCCUCCUGUCCCCGGGCGGCACCCACAAGUGCGCCUGCCCCACCAACUUCUACCUGGGCGGCGACGGCAAGACCUGCGUCUCCAACUGCACGGCCAGCCAGUUCGUUUGCAAGAACGACAAAUGCAUCCCUUUCUGGUGGAAAUGCGACACGGAGGACGACUGCGGGGACCGCUCGGACGAGCCCGAAGAUUGCCCUGAAUUCAAGUGUCGCCCAGGACAGUUCCAGUGCUCCACCGGGAUCUGCACCAACCCGGCCUUCAUCUGCGACGGAGACAACGACUGCCAGGACAACUCGGACGAGGCCAACUGCGAUAUCCACGUCUGCCUGCCCAGCCAGUUCAAAUGCACCAACACCAACCGCUGCAUCCCUGGGAUCUUCCGUUGCAACGGGCAGGACAACUGUGGGGACGGCGAGGACGAGAAGGAUUGUCCGGAGGUGACCUGCGCCCCCAAUCAGUUCCAGUGUGCCGUCACCAAGCGCUGCAUCCCCCGUGUCUGGGUGUGCGACCGGGACAACGACUGCGUGGACGGAUCAGACGAGCCCGCCAACUGCACACAAAUGACGUGUGGUGUGGACGAGUUCCGGUGCAAGGACUCGGGCCGAUGCAUCCCAGCACGCUGGAAAUGCGACGGGGAGGAUGACUGCGGAGACAGCUCGGACGAGCCCAAGGAGGAAUGUGACGAGCGCACCUGCGAGCCGUACCAGUUCCGCUGCAAGAACAACCGGUGCGUGCCGGGCCGCUGGCAGUGCGACUACGACAACGACUGCGGGGACAACUCGGACGAGGAGAGCUGCACGCCCAGGCCCUGCUCGGAGAGCGAGUUCUCCUGCGCCAACGGGCGCUGCAUCGCCGGCCGGUGGAAGUGUGAUGGGGACCACGACUGUGCCGACGGCUCCGACGAGAAGGACUGCACGCUGCGCUGCGACUUCGACCAGUUCCAAUGCAAGAACGGGCACUGCAUCCCCAUGCGCUGGCGCUGCGACGCCGACGCCGACUGCAUGGAUGGCAGCGACGAGGAGAACUGCGGCACCGGGGUGCGCACCUGCCCCCUGGACGAGUUCCAGUGCAACAACACCCUUUGCAAGCCGCUGGCAUGGAAGUGCGACGGGGAGGACGACUGUGGGGACAAUUCCGACGAGAACCCCGAGGAGUGCUUGAGGUUCCAGUGCCCGCCCGGCCGACCGUUCCGCUGCAAGAACGACCGCGUGUGCCUGUGGAUCGGGCGUCAGUGCGACGGCAUCGACAACUGCGGGGACGGCACGGACGAGCGAGACUGCGAGUUGCCCACCGCCAGGCCCAAGAGCUGCAGCCACGAGAAGAGCGAAUUCCUCUGCAAGAACAAGAAAUGCAUCAGCUCCCUCCUGCGCUGCAACUUCUUCGACGACUGCGGGGACGGCUCGGACGAGGAGCCGUGUUCCCACGGCGCCAAGGGGGGGAUCCCCCCAACAGCCUUGGACCCAGCUCCCCAGCGCUAUGGAGACAAGCCGGGUAUCCCCCCCCACUUUAACCCCUCGCUGUGCCCGCUCCGACACCCCCCCGGCUUCAGCCCCUCGCUGUGCCCGCUCCGAGAUGCCGGCUCGUCCCACGGGGGUGGUGGGAGCCUGGCCCGGGGAAUAGACAAGUAA
Messenger RNA from Terrapene triunguis (Three-toed box turtle), 11635 nucleotides. Its product is annotated as low-density lipoprotein receptor-related protein 1. Lineage: Eukaryota; Metazoa; Chordata; Testudines; Emydidae. The record is from RefSeq and is a predicted model, not a curated record. Gene Ontology annotation, molecular function: protein binding; calcium ion binding. The transcript has 74 exons. Bases 152 to 11635 code for a protein of 3827 amino acids.